AUGCCUUCCAUAUCUAUUCAUGUGCUAUCAAUAGCCCUCUGCAUGUCAUCAGGUUUUCAACAAGGUUACAUUGCUUCUGUCCUGAACCAACCUUAUAUCCAAAUUGAACGAUAUAUGAAUGAGUCUUGGAUUGAAAGAACUGGAAAUCCUCUCUCUGAUCGCACAAUUGACUUUCUCUGGUCAUUACUUAAUGUGACCUUCCCGAUUGCUACUAUAUUUGGUCAAUUUCUUGCUGCUUAUAUGUGUAAAACACUUGGAAGAAAGAAAACAGCGCUGAUCGCUUCAGCUUUAUAUAUUCCUGGAACAUUAAUAUGUUGUGCUUCCAAAUGGACAGGAAAUUAUUUUGAACUUCUUUUCGUCGGAAGAAUUAUAUGGUCUAUGGCCAACGGUAUUAAUACUGUAAAUGCUACUGUAUGGAUUGUCGAGUGCGCACCACCCAGGAUCCGGGGUCGAAUGGCAGCUAUGCAGGAAUUCUUUAUGGCUUUAGGAUCUCUUAUGACCCAAGCUAUUGGUGUUCCUUUUUCAUCAGAAAAUACAUGGCCAUUGGUUUUCCUACCUAACUUGGCUGUUGUCAUCGUGUCACUUGGAAUGUUCAUUUUCGUUUAUGAAUCACCUCAAUUCAUUAUGGAAAAGUUUGGGGAUGAGGAGAAAGCACGUAAAGCUCUCGCUUCAUACCAUGGUGUGUCAUCAGAUCAUCAGUCAGUUGAAGCUGAAAUGAGAAUUUGUGAAGAAGCUGUUAAGAAAAGAGACAAGAAAACAGUUAAGAAUGCUGGAGUACAAGUUGAGCAUAGUGGUGCAACAAUUCUUUUCAAGCCUUGGAUCUCCAAAGAUCCCGUUUCCCAGCUUAUUCGAUAUGCUGCUUGGUUAGGAGUAAUGGUCAAGAUUGCUUAUGUAUUCACAGGAGCACGUAGUCUGAGAUCCUACAGUACCUUCAUUCUCCAUGGAAUGAGUGGAUGGACAUACGAAGAUGCAAGAUUAUGCUCUUUCAUUGUUGGUCUCAUUCGGCUGCCAGUUACUCUUGUGCCAGUCUUUCUUGUAGACAGAAUCGGAAGAAGACCUCUUUUAAUAUACUCCACAAUAAUUUCAUUCUUAUGUCUUGCCGGCAUGAUGUUAGGUAUUGAUUUGGGCGGACAAUGGAAGAUUGCAACAUUAGUUGGUUUGUCAGUCCUUCUAUUGAUAAAUGCUUGUGGAAUCGGAUCAGUUUCUCGGUUCUACUCAGCUGAGCUUGUACCUCGAAAUCUUUUAUUAUCGUCUGUGUCAACUUUAGCCAUGUUUGAAGCUUUAACGAAAAUUGGAGCGGAAUUCGCUUUCUAUCCUUUAGCAAAUGUGAUUGGGGCCUCAUCUCUGCUUAUGUUUAUGGUACCGACAGCAAUUUUCAUGGUAUUAAUCUGGUACAUGUGCCCGGAGACCAGUAGAAAAACUGUUAACGAGGUACUGAAUGAGCUUGCUCAAAGGAAAAACUUGAAAGUGUCUUUCCCAAUGUAG
Molecule: messenger RNA, 1485 nt
Organism: Auanema sp. JU1783
Lineage: Eukaryota; Metazoa; Nematoda; Chromadorea; Rhabditida; Rhabditidae
Source: the annotation of a GenBank genome assembly